AAUAUAACGUAUUGAUGUGAUGGUUGGCACAGAUGUCGAGUGUCCGGUCAUCGAUUCGUUUGACGCCAACCGAGUGAUGUCUGUUGAGGGCAACCGUAUGCACGACAGGUCCCGCUUCUCCUGCGUUGAGGGCUACUAUCUCUCCGGCACUCAAGAGAUAACAUGCCUUUCAAACGGCCUCUGGUCUGACAGUCCCCCCAAAUGCAAAGUGAUAGAGUGUCCGGCGCUGAACACCGACGAAGACCUAUACGUGCGCGUGAGUGACCACAACCGUACGUACGGGAGUAGUGCCCUGUUUUCGUGCACCACUGGAUACAAACUAAUUGGAGCCCAAUUUGUCACAUGUCUUAAGAAUAGGACGUGGAGUCAGGAUAUACCCCAUUGUGAAGCCAUCAGUUGUGAGCCGCCGAUUGCCCCACAAAACGGUCGAUUACUGGACAAUACACACUAUUUGGCCGGAGAUUACGUACAGUACGCGUGCAAUAGUGGGUUUGUGAUAAUGGGUGAACCACUAGCCAUAUGUAUGGACAACGGAACAUGGUCAUCACCGCCACCCAUAUUGACGGCCAGAUAUAUAGUGUCUUCGCAACGACUCUAUGACCUAAUAGAAGGCGAGGAAGCUGUCGAAUGA
Molecule: messenger RNA, 631 nt
Organism: Medioppia subpectinata
Lineage: Eukaryota; Metazoa; Arthropoda; Arachnida; Sarcoptiformes; Oppiidae
Source: the annotation of a GenBank genome assembly